Messenger RNA from Cyprinus carpio (common carp), 4656 nucleotides. Its product is annotated as vezatin-like. The coding region runs from base 1520 to 3895 and encodes 791 amino acids. The transcript is spliced from 12 exons. Gene Ontology annotation, cellular component: plasma membrane. Gene Ontology annotation, biological process: cell-cell adhesion. The record is from RefSeq and is a predicted model, not a curated record. Lineage: Eukaryota; Metazoa; Chordata; Actinopteri; Cypriniformes; Cyprinidae. Gene Ontology annotation, molecular function: myosin binding.
CUCGAAUAUCUGUGAUAGGUGUGCAGUGAGUUAGCAGCCUGCACUUAGCACAUGUAACACUCCUUCCUAUGCACAUCUACACUGACUUAUAGCUGCUUAUUAAGCAGUCUAGGUUUAAUAAAAUAUAGAUCGCGCUUUGUUCAUUCAUAUAAUACAACAACAUGUUAGGAGAUCUUGUAUAAGCAGGGUCAGAGACUGUGCCUAAAAACACAGUGAGCACUAGGUAGUAAUACCCAAAAAUGUUGUCUAAGUAGGCAGGUCAGUCACAAGGUUUUGAGACUUUAAUGCCUCUGAAAUGUCAUCUAAAUUGGAAGUUCCUUAGGUUUUAGAUUAAUAAAUGUGGUCUAGGUUGCCAGCUAGAUGUCCAAGAUGCCCCAAAAUGCUGUCUAGGAAGGUAGCUCACUUUAUUUUUGACUAAAAAUGGUGUCUACACUGGUAGCUCCAUAGGUUUUGGUACUGUGAUGGUUGAAAAUGCUGUCUGUUUAAGUGUUUUGAAACUAGAUGUCCCAAAAACACAGUUUAGAGAGGCACCUAAAUAGGUUUUGAGACGCCGCCAGAGUAAAUGUAGACAGUUUCUGUCUGUCACUGUGGUCUGUUUUAUUGUAUUUCUCUUUAAAGUGAUUUAAGAGCUUUGUGCAUUAAAGCAUGUGUGGUCUUGAUCCGCCUUUAUGAGUCAAGAUUGGGGCUGUCAGAUCAACAUCCUACUGAUGCUGCAUCACCACGGAAACCAUGCUGUCAUAUACAUUGAUAUACAUUACAUCUUUAUUCCUUUAAUAUGUUUGUGGUGGUAAUUGUUGUAAUAAAUUACUGUACAGAAAAUAGUCAUAAGGUAUAUGUAUUGGGUAAGACUGUAACAAUUAGUUUUUCCAGGAUCAACUAUUUCAUAGUCGAUUCCAGCCAAUGUUAAUCUAUUAAAUAAAUAAAUCGCUUGACAGUUUGAAAGAUUUUAUUAAAAAGCAGCUUUAGAUGAUGGAUAUGGGUUUUUAAUCAGCCAAUGAUUCUUUUUCUUUCUUAAGAAAAAAAAAAUCACAAGCACAUGGAAAUUCAUUGGUCAGAAAUGAUGGAAAUCCUGUAAUUUUGUGUAUUUAGCGUAGUUGUUUUGGCGAUAUGUUGUGCUGGUCAGAUUUUUGAAAUGCUUUUACAAUGCUGUAUAUCAUCACAUGCAACCCAGACUUCAGAACAACAAAAACAGUGGGAUUCAGUUUGCUCUCAUUUGGUGACCUAAAAUCAGUUAUUUUGCCGCAGGCCAGUUUAGCUGCUCUCUCACAUCAAUAAACACGCCGACCGAUUCCUCUCACUGCAAAUGAGCUUUAGAGCAAAAAGAUCCAAAGUUCGCGAUGGGUGGCAGGCUGUACCUCAAAGCAGGAUUUGACUGAAAUAAGAGUAUGAGAAUUAUAAACCUCUUAAGCAACUCAAAUCCAGAGGCAAUGGUAAGCAGUGGAAACGAGCCUGUGAUUCUGGAUUCCUGUUUGGGAACUGGGACCUUUAAGAGUGUCGGAUCUACUUCCUCUGUUGAGCGAUGGUGCGUUUGAGACGAUGCAAGACAAGAGUGAGGGACAUGCGAGAGAACUCUCCGCUGUUCCAGUACUUGCAGGAUCUAGGACACACAGAUUUUGAGGCAUGUUCUCCCGUUUCUCAGGAGGAGGAGCCAAGCGCUGGUGGAGAGGAGGCGCAGUAUCCUCAGGAUAUCCUCCCUUCUCGCAGAAAAGGUGGUGUUUGGAGGCUGGCUGAUGCUCUGCGCAGUCUGAAUCCUCUGCAUCGAGACAGCGCCACCCGCUGGCAGGAGCAGCAGCUGGACGCUGCCUUCCGCCGGUAUUCUCUGCGCUGUCUGUUAUCUCAGGAUGUGCUGUUGCAAGAGGAUGUUGAGCUGAUCGAGCUCUUGGAUCCAAGCGUGCUCUCUCUGGGCUCUGCUGAUACCGUCUGCCCCAGUGCCAGCACUGCUGUGCCAGCACCACGCUACCUCUCGCCACCCUCUAGAUGGGAUGUGUCUGUUUUGGUGGGGCUGCUAGCUGUCCUGCUCGGUGUGUGCUUGUUGUACCCUGACCACGAGCAGGCUCUGUGGCUGUGCGUAGUCCUGGUGUGUGUUACGUGUGUGUGUCGUGGUCUGUCUCUGUGGCGUAAGGCCGUUCUUCAGCGUCGCCUCCAGUCUUUGGCUCUCCAGCUGGAGGGUUUGGUGAACAACAGCCGAACACUGACCAGUCUGUCUCGCAAAUCACUGCGACUCAUACAGGAGACAGAAGUCAUCUCACGAGGAUUCACCCUAUUACUCGACAGGGUGAGUGCCGCCUGUCCCUUUAACAGGGCGGGGCAGCUUCGCAGCCAGCAGCUGAUUGGUCUACGGAAGGCGGCCUAUCAGAGUCUUCGCUGCGCGUUCCGAGCCUCUCGCCUCGCCACAUGCGUCAUGCUCAAGUCAUUUCCACUGAACUCAGAGAUUGACAAUGUCACCAACUACGUGUCCACCGUGCCAAUCAGAGAGCUUGGUCUCGGUCUGGGGGUGGAGCAUCUCUCUGACGAGCAGGCGCAAGAACUGACCAAUGAUUACAGUCUGCCUUCACUCAAGAUGUUGUUCCAGUUGUGGGUCGGGCAGAGCUCUGAGUUUUUCCGGCGAUUAGCUCUGCUGUUGUCUCCGGGGAGGGCGGAGCUAGACUCCAGGCCCAGCCCUGUCACGUACAGCAGCGUCCCGUUGAUCACUGACUCUCUCCAUCGCACCCUGGCCGCUGGGCUUGGUGAUCUUCAGCGCAGCUAUGAUUUCCAUCGCUACUUUGAGACGCAGCACCAGUCGCUGCCCGCAGAAAGAAAUGGGCGCGCUCAGCAGAAGUGUAGAGAGCUCAAUUCUCUGCACACGUCUGUCCGCAGUUUACAGCUUCACCUGAAAACACUCUUAAACGAGGUCAUAAUUCUUGAGGAUGAUCUGGAAAAGUUAAUGGUUGCUAAGGAGACAGAGGAGAUGACGUGUGCAGGAUAUCAGGAGCUGAAGGAGCGCCUGCAGCUGCUGCAGCCACACAUGCAGGCCAGCACCUGCUGCUGGGACGACACACUCGCGCAGGUCGACCGCAUGCUGCGCCGAGUCUCCAGCUGCCCAGAGAGUUCAGAUCAGUCAGAGGAAACAGCUGCCCCAGAUCCCCCUCCUCCUGCCCCCAUUACAAGCAUACAGGACAGAGACCCCGUCCCAGAGGAACAGGAACUGGAGGCAUAUGUCUCGGACUCUGACUCUGAGACGGAGUGGAGAGGGGCCACGGACAUGCUGUCGCCAUGGGAACAGGAGCGCCAGCGCUGUGAACGUGAGGAGUCCAGACGUGUUUUACUCGAGCUGAAAUCUGUUCUGGGAAUCCGAACGUCAGAUGGAGAGAGAGACAAGCGCAAGCUUCUGCUGUUCAGUGAUCAGGCUGCCCUGGCUCCGUUUGCUAAGGACACAUCAAAAACGGACACGAACUCUUACGAACCGCAUAUUUCGGCAGAGUCCAUGACUACCACGGACAACCACGUCUCCCAACGAGGAGAGGAGAAUGAAGGCGAACAGCAGAUUCUGAGUGGGGCGGGAAGAGAGAAAGAUUCUGUGACUGAGUUUUGCUGUGGAGAUUCUGAUGUAACUGGGGCAGCUAAAGAUACCAGUGAGGAGACUGUGGAGGAAACACUGCUCUUCCAAUCAGACGGGCUCAUAGGUGACGGGGAUGAUGGGACACACCCACUCUCGCCCAGAGUGCCCACCUUCUCUGUGAUUGACAGAUUGACAGAACUGCAUGGCUCAGAAGCGAUCAGUUUCAGCUCCGCCCUGGCCGCCCAGGUAGCAGCGCGCUCGCAUACGUUCACACACAUACAGGAAUGCACCUAUGGGGACUCCUCGGAGGAAGAGGAAGUGACAUCACUGCAGACGAGAGAAACUGAGGGGGACUGAAACGGCAAGAUAUUUAUUCUCGUCCUUUUGGUUUUAUUUAUUGAGCUUGAUUUCAGGUCACAGACAUCAUUGGAUGUAGCUGGUGUGUGUGUGUGUGUGUGUGAAUGUGUUUUUGGUGCGUCUCUUUUAAAGUGCGUAUGUUUGUGUUUCAUGUGACAUCCCACGUCCACCCUCCUCAUGACAGGCCUCAGGUACAGACUGGCACAUGCUAGUACACAAAACAACAGACCAAAACCUAAACAUUCACACACACUAACACAAACUCAAACUGCAAAACUACAUGCCCUUGGCCAUGUCCCAGAUUUAUUUACUGUAACAGAGGUCCUACACAGAACCAAAAAAGGGUAUUUCUCACAAAGCCUAACAAGAACAAGAGUCAUAUUUGACCUCAAUUCAAUUCAAUUAAAAGGAAAAUGAAGUCUGCUUUAGUACGCUUAAGAUUGUGUGUAUUGUUACAUUAUUUUCAUGACAAGUAAGCACUUUUCCCCCCAAAUUGGCUCAUUCUUUUUACCACAAUACAAAAGAAAUAAAGUUGUUGUUAGUGUAAUGCAGGAAAUGCUGUACAUUUUAUGUGGCUUUCAAAAAAAAUAUUAUAUAUAUUUUGACUUUUUAUGCAUUGUGGAAAUGAGAAGCUAUUUUCCCGCAUUACACUAAUUAUUUAUUUUGAAUAAAUAAUAAUAAUAAUGUUUCAUUUAUUUUGAAUUGUGGUAAUGAGAAUGAUAUAUAUAUAUAUAUAUUAGAAUUAAUUUUAUUUAUUUUUU